UGUUCUCAUAUGAACACACGAAUGUUAAUAAUUUUUAUCGAACAUUAUUUCAGUUGUGCGGACUUCUCGGUCAAGUCCACAUCUACUCGCGUUUUUCGCACCAAAAAAAAUGCCGAUUUUUUCACUCAAACAAUGACUUUUAAUAUCCAUCAUUAUACACCGACCCAAGUGAUUAAAAUGAAACAAUAAAAGUUAAUUGAAAGCGAUACAAAAUCGCAUUUUCCGAGUGAGUUUUGUGUGAGAAACCGCGGGUUUUGUUUGUGUACACAUAUUAAAACAGUCGUCAUGGUAGCCGAGGGUGAUAUAAUAUGUUUACAAGAGAGCCACAGCGAUGAGGAGGGGAAGUAUGUGAGGAAAAUGGCCCAAUCGGAAGUGAACAAUAACGUCACGUAUGACAGAGAAGGGGUGAUAGUGAAGAACGGGAUUUUGCUGGAGAAUAGAGACUGUUGCAGUAAUGUUUUUCGUUAUAGGACGAUACAGGAUCCGGCUAGCCAAAGACUGACAUGGUACAAACCUCCGUUGACAGUUCUUGUAAUAAAGAAGGUUAGAGAUGCUGCAGUGUACCUUCCUUUUGUGCAGUUGGUUCAAUGGCUCAUAGAGGAAAAACGAAUGGUGGUUUUCGUGGAGGCUGCCGUCAUGGACGACCCACACCUGGACCAAAUCGGGUCGUUCACCACCUUCAAAGACCGCCUGAUGACGUUCAGACUAGGCAAGGACGAUCUGACAGACAAAAUCGACUUUAUCGUGUGCUUGGGCGGAGACGGAACUCUGCUGUACGCCAGUCAGUUGUUCCAGCAAUCAGUGCCGCCCGUGAUGGCUUUCCAUCUGGGUUCGUUGGGGUUCCUUACGCCUUUUAGGUUCGACAAUUUCCAGGAACAAGUGAACAAUGUCCUUGAAGGACAUGCGGCUUUAACGUUAAGAAGUAGAUUAAGGUGUACUGUGAUGAAGAAAUCCGACUCCAAGACGGAAAAUUCUAGCAAAAUCGAGGAUGAAUGUUGUAGAGAAAAGCCUUCGAGUUUUCUGGUGCUCAACGAAGUGGUCGUGGAUAGGGGACCGUCUCCGUAUCUGUCCAACAUCGAUUUGUUUUUGGACGGGAAACAUAUCACUUCUGUCCAAGGAGAUGGCUUAAUAGUAAGCACGCCCACAGGAAGUACAGCCUAUGCUGUGGCUGCUGGUGCCUCUAUGAUCCACCCCAGUGUUCCAGCUAUCAUGGUUACCCCCAUUUGUCCCCAUUCUUUAAGUUUUAGGCCUAUAGUUGUACCUGCGGGAGUCGAAUUAAAGAUUUCAGUUUCUCCCGAAAGUAGAAAUACGUCGUGGGUUUCUUUUGACGGCAGAAAUCGGCAGGAACUCGUUCACGGUGACAGUUUACGAGUCACGACGUCUAUCUACCCCGUGCCGAGCAUCUGCGCGCACGACCAAAUCACCGAUUGGUUCGACUCCCUAGCCGAGUGCCUUCACUGGAACGUCAGAAAACGACAGAAACACCUGGACGAACUCACCGAUCUCACUCAUUCCAGUUCCAACGACACGCUCGACUCGCUCGACAGGGAAUUGAACGAAAAAGAAUAAAAAUACAUUUUGAAAACGAAUACACAACAGCAAUUUAUUUAUUACAAUACGGUGACAGAGUGUACGCGUCUAACCAGUUUUUAACCAGAGAAUUUUAAAAAAUGUCUAUACCUAUGUGGCGGAUUCAUCUCUCCAAAAAAUCCUAUAUGGAUAUUUCGCCACUGCAAGAAAAUCUACAAAAUAAAAUAGUUAUUUUUUAUAGACACUGCUGCGUUCCAAUCCGAUCGGAAACUACUAGUUAGGUUUACAGAUAUACAAAUUUGCCUAACGAACAAAAAAUGCUUAACGUUUCGGAAAAUUUAUCUCUUUCCGUCGUCGGAAGCAAAAAAAAUGCAAAGA
Sitophilus oryzae (rice weevil) is the source of this 1908-nucleotide messenger RNA. Its product is annotated as NAD kinase-like. Gene Ontology annotation, biological process: NADP+ biosynthetic process; NAD+ metabolic process. The record is from RefSeq and is a predicted model, not a curated record. The coding region runs from base 286 to 1569 and encodes 427 amino acids. Gene Ontology annotation, molecular function: NAD+ kinase activity. NCBI's taxonomy places the organism in Eukaryota, Metazoa, Arthropoda, Insecta, Coleoptera, Curculionidae. The transcript is spliced from 7 exons.